Sorghum bicolor (sorghum) is the source of this 2706-nucleotide messenger RNA. Its product is annotated as probable serine/threonine-protein kinase WNK4. The record is from RefSeq and is a predicted model, not a curated record. Gene Ontology annotation, cellular component: cytoplasm. Gene Ontology annotation, biological process: protein phosphorylation; intracellular signal transduction. The transcript has 7 exons. Gene Ontology annotation, molecular function: ATP binding; protein serine/threonine kinase activity. The coding region runs from base 701 to 2536 and encodes 611 amino acids. Lineage: Eukaryota; Viridiplantae; Streptophyta; Magnoliopsida; Poales; Poaceae.
CCCCGUCGCAAAUCGCAACCAGACAGAACAACAUCCGCAAGGCCCGAGCGCCCAACUACUAUUUCUCCCUCUCCCACCUUUUCCUCCCCACCACCACCACCUACCUCCCUCCUAUUCGUCGUCGCCUCCCACCACCACCCCCUCCUCCUCCUCCUCCCCGUGCAGACCUCCGCUCCGCACCGCCAACCCGUCGUAACCCUAGCCUAGCCUAGCCUAGUCCAGCCUGGCCUCACCUGGCCCCGCUCCGUCCAUGUGCGCCGCCACCGCCUCCCCGUGUUCGUAGCCGCCGCCGCCGCCGCCGCGGGGAAUCGUCCUCCUCCCAUGGGUUCCGCAUACGCCGCCGAGAGGACGCCGAUCGAGGGAGAAUGAGGUGCUGCGUCUGCCGCGUAUCCUCCGCCGGGUGCCGGGCCAUGGGCGUUGCGGGACGGGCGAACCCGACGUCGUCGCUGCGCAGCCGACGCUGCCUCCGCAUGCGGCCGUCGUACGCCCCGUUCUCCGAGCCCUUCACUGAACGCCCGGCACCCGCCGCCCCGUCCUCCUCCCCAUCGUCCCCUGCUGCUGCCGCGCCGAGGGCGUAGGAGCCGCGGCCGGACCACCGACAUCUCCGGCGAUCUCGCUGGCCAAUCUCUCUUUGCUUCCUCCCUCCCUCUCUCUCUCGCUCUCGCUCGUAGAGUCAUUUGCUUGUCGGGGCUGAUCCGGAAUGGAGGUGUUUGGUUCUGGGGAUGAGGUGGUCGAUGCUGAAUACGCGGAAGUAGAUCCAACCGGGCGGUACAUGCGCUAUAAUUUGAUUCUGGGGAGAGGAGCUUUCAAGACUGUUUACAAGGCAUUUGAUGAGGUCGAAGGCAUUGAGGUUGCAUGGAAUCAAAUCAACAUAGAUGAGGUGAUGCAAUGUCCAGAUAAUCUUGAUAGGCUCUACACAGAAGUUCAUCUUCUGAAGUCUCUCAAGCAUGGAAAUGUUAUGAAGUUUUAUUAUUCGUGGAUUGAUGACCAGAGUAAGACAAUUAAUGUCAUCACAGAGCUGUUCACAUCUGGAAGUCUCAGGCAUUACCGUCAGAAACAUCCACGUGUUAACUUGAAGGCAAUAAAGAAUUGGGCAAGGCAGAUUCUUCAUGGGUUGGAUUACCUGCAUAGCCACCAACCUCCAAUUAUCCAUAGAGACUUGAAGUGUGAUAAUAUUUUUGUUAAUGGAAACCAUGGAGAAAUUAAGAUUGGAGAUCUUGGACUAGCUACAGUAAUGCAAACACCUAGGGCAAGGAGUGUUAUUGGUACUCCAGAAUUCAUGGCACCUGAACUUUAUGACGAAAGCUAUGAUGAACUUGUUGAUAUAUACUCAUUUGGAAUGUGCUUGUUGGAGAUAUUUACUCUUGAAUAUCCAUACAGUGAAUGUACGAAUCCAGCUCAGAUUUUUAAGAAAGUAUCCACAGGUGUUAAACCUGCUGCAUUGGCUAAAAUUUCUGAUAUUCAAGUAAAGCAGUUCAUUGAGAAAUGUUUAGUUCCUGCUUCUGAGAGGUCGUCUGCCAAAGAACUUCUGCAAGACCCAUUUCUUUGUUCUGACAAUACACAUGAACCUGCUGCCACUAAGUUUACGUCUCCAGCACCUAAUAAAACAGUAGAUAUUUCUCUGGCGUCUUUGCAUAUGGAUGUUGACACUUUUGAAUCUAGCCCUACUAAUUCAGGCAAGGAGAAUGGUUGUGUUGCUCCACAUACACCAGUCCUGGAGUUCACAAGAACCAACAAAAAUACAGAGCUAAAGCUAAAGGGCGAGAAACUUGAUAACAACUCUGUCUCACUGGUUUUGCGAAUAGCUGAUUUGUCUGGUCAUGCAAGAAAUAUUCAUUUCCUCUUCUACUUAGACUCUGAUACAGCUAUGUCUGUAGCUGCUGAAAUGGUUGAACAAUUGGAGUUAGCGGACUGCGAUGUUACUUUCAUUGCUGAUUUUAUUGACCUUUUGAUAGUGAAUCUUGUUCCCGGUUGGAGACCUGUAAAUGAGGCAGCAGCAAACUCGUAUAGGCAGCCUGAAAGUGAACUUGCAAUCGCUUCCCAUCAGAACAUCCCAAAGUUGGUACCUGAUUAUGCAUUAAUUGAUGGUAUGAUGCACCCAAAAGAUGUGAAUGCAUCAUCAACUGGUUUUCUUGAUUCUGUCUUAAGUGCAACUAACCUAGGAGGAUCACAAGGUUCUGAAGGUUCGGUCAUUUCUGUACAGCUUGCUGAGAGUUCCAAAAGUGUGAGUGACUAUGGGGCUGAGGAUUACAGUACUACUAUGGACUGUGGUGGUGUGUACAAAGAGGGAAUCAGUAAAGUAGAUUGCAGCCAUGUUUUAGAUGAUGGAUCGAGGUCCAUUUUCCAUAUAGAUCAAGCAUCACCUUUCUUGGAGUUGGCCAGCAGUGGUUCAUCAACUUCUACGGAUAAUCAGGAUGUGCUGAACGGGGAGCUUGUUUUGAUUGAAGCUCAGUACAAACAUUUUGUUGAUGAGUUGACAAGGAUGCGAGAAGAGGCUAUGGAAGGAGCUCGAAAAAAGUGGUUGCCAGAUAAAUGACGAUUUUGUUUGAAUUUGGCAUUUCUUCUAAACAUCAUAACUCAUAAGCUAUGUUCGAUUUCAUGUUCGAAGUGUGAGAAACGUUAAUAAUCUGUUUUAGUUAAAGCAUUGAUGUAGUUUGCAAGUCAGCAAACUUCGAGGCUGCCCCCACCUUGAUCAGGUGUCCGUUC